AUGAAAGCUGAUCAAAGGCAUGCAACUUCAAAGUUGAUUAGUGGUUACAUUAUCGACAAUCUUCGAGACCCAAGGUUUGAAGUUACACCAGCCUUUGUCAUGGCAGAAAUGCAAAAAUUGCAUGGACUAGACAUUGGUUAUCACAAGGCGUGGCGUACUAUUCAACGUGCUUCAGCUUUAAUAAGAGGAACUCCUGAAGAGAAUUAUGAAUUAUUGUCUUCAUACUUGUAUAUGAUAAAAAUUUCAAAGGAUGCAAAUAACCAAAUAUUCCCACUAGCCUUUGGAAUUGCAGAAUCUAAAAAUAACAAUUCCUAUGAGUGGUACUUUAGUGAGCUUCGCAAUGCAAUUGGGAGCCGUGACAAUUUAAUUUUUUUAUCGGACAUGCAUCAAUCUAUUGCACAUGGCAUUGCAAAGGUAUAUCCUGAAAGCCACCAUGGGAUUUGUAUCUAUCAUUUGGAGCAGAACCUAAAGCGAAGGAAAGUGAAAAGUGAGGUCAUAAAACUUUUCCAAAGUGCUGCAAGAGUAUACAUGCGCAAAGAAUUUGAUCUAUACAUGUCAGAUAUAGCAAAAGUUGAUAAGAAGACUUUUGACUUCUUGAUGGAAGAACCACCGGAAAGAAUGAUGGAUUUCAUCCAAGUGAAGCUACAACGUUGGUUUUAUGAAAGAAGAAAUGAAGCAGAAGGAACUUUUUCUGACGUUUCUUGUUGGGUAGAAGAGGAAUUGAAGAAAAAGAUAGAUUUAGCUUUUACUUUAAAUGUCUUCCCUGUUGAUUCAUGGCGUUCUAGAGUUGAGGAAGAAGUAAUUACUUUCUUGGUGGACUUAAACAAAAGAACAUGUGAUUGUUUUCAGUUUCAAUUUGAUGAAUUACCAUGUAUACAUGCAAUUGCAGCUAUCGAGAAGAGAAACAUCAAGAAGUCCAAUUUCUGCUCGGACUG
This is a messenger RNA of Nicotiana tabacum (common tobacco), 935 nucleotides long. The record is from RefSeq and is a predicted model, not a curated record. NCBI's taxonomy places the organism in Eukaryota, Viridiplantae, Streptophyta, Magnoliopsida, Solanales, Solanaceae.